Molecule: messenger RNA, 2100 nt
Organism: Paramuricea clavata
Lineage: Eukaryota; Metazoa; Cnidaria; Anthozoa; Malacalcyonacea; Plexauridae
Source: the annotation of a GenBank genome assembly
UGACGUCUCCUCCUAGGGCAAGUAGUUUAGAGGUGGCCUGUAUCCGGGUUUUAUUUCAAACCAUUUCGUAUCUCCAAUAUCUUUGCCUAAAUGAUUCGUUUCCACAAAAUCCUUAUUCAAAAGAGUGUUAUUUUACAAAAGGAAUUAAUUUCGGUUCUUUGAAAUAACAUUUUUAGUAUAUUAUUCACUAAUCAGAAGUAAUUAUGAUAAAGUCAUAAAUUUAAAAUAGAUAUACAGGGUGUAUAAAAAACCUGAACCCUUUCAAAUUCAAAUUAGCGUAUUGUAGUAAUUUGACAGCUCUAAUUGCCUUGAAUUAAUGUUGGGUAAGAACACAAGAAAUUCUGUAUUUCUUUUAAAUUUUCUAAUUUUUAUUUCUUUGAGUUUUGUCCCGUGAGUACAAGACCUAGUGUUCUUAUCCAACCAUUAAUUUAAAGCAAUUAGAGCUGUCAAAUUACUACAAUACGUUAUAGCUAAUUUGAAUUUGAAAGGGUUCCGUUUUUUUUUAUACACACUGUAGAAAAGUAAAUCAUUAAAAUUUGAAAUUAUUUUAUCCCUUCAUGCAUCCUAAUUCCUAAACGGUCUGAAACUCUUCUAUUUUAACAAUUUUGCUAUUCUCUGCCAAUCUUUGAGUAGCAUUAUCCUUUACCUGCAAACAAUUUCACAAAAUAUAAGAUAAAACAUCAUCUGAAUAUUCACAAUAUAGCUCAUAUCUUGAGUUGAUAUGAAAGAUAUUCAAAUAAUCGAAGCCGGCAUGUUUUAUCUUAAGUUAGAGUUAUACACCAUGUUGACAAUGUCAUCAUGGGGUUCGCAUUGUCGGAAUACAUCUGCUAGUCUCUUAUAUACAUCGCACUGAAAUAAACGCAUUCGCUACUCGUUCUCUUUCUCGAAGGUACUGCGCCAACAAGCUACCAGUUCGAUCUUGAAUUGUAUUUUAUACAGCCACGAAAUUCAAACCUAAUUAAUUUUCUUGCAUCAGCUAGCAAUGGGGGAGAUGGAAUACGAUGUCUUCAUAUAUUCUAUUACCGCAUACGUACUAUCUGUAUUUGGGAUUCUUGGUAAUAUAUUGGUCGUCAUCUCCAUACUAAACCAAAGAUAUUUGUUGAAAAGCAACUACUACAUUCUCGUUUUACAGCUUGCGAUCUGUGAUCUGGGAGUACUGACCAUUUACCUUUUGGAGGUUAUUGUCCAUCAUUCGGCUGAAGAACCACAUUUCCUUGGUUCCGUCGUGUAUUGUAUUUUCGGUAACAUAUUUGAUAUCUUUCAAGUCGCUGGAGUAGGAAUGAUGUUGAUCAUUUCAGUGCUUCGUUAUCGUGCUACUGUACAUCCUUUAAGACCUGCCAUCAGUCGACGGAAACUGAAAGUUUUUUGUGGUUUGGUUUACAUUGUUGGUUUCAUUGUGGGUUUUGGAACAUAUCUGUCGUUCUGUUUUGUAGAGCUGAAUUUUUAUCGGUUUAUUCGACUAUCCAUAGGAAUAGUUAUAUAUAGUCUUCUUCCCACAAUAUUUAUGGCCGUAGUUUAUUAUAAAAUCGGUCGAGCACUUCUCAAACAAAGCAGGCACAUGAAGCGUGUAUGCCCAGAUGCAGUAAGAAGGAGACACAUUCGAGAUCGGCGAACCUUUCUUGUUUGUCUUGGCACCGUUCUUUGCUUUGGAAUUGGAAGUUUUCCAAUUUCUGGGUGGUAUAUAUUCACCUUGGCUCAUGAGUAUAACUCAAUUAAGAAAUAUGUCUGGAUGGAGAGUCUUGGUGUUCUUCUGCGAGUUGCUGGUUCAUACUUGGCAAAUCCUGUUAUAUAUGGAAUCCUGGACAGAAAAUUACUCACAUUUUGGAAACAUUGCCGCAAGAAAACACUGAGACCACAGGAACAGCCCGUCAUUUGCGAGACACUUUUAUAGAUUUUAUCCUCGUAGUUGGAUGACUAUCUGUCCUUGAUGAGACUUGUAUCUCCUUCGCUUUGUACUACAGUCAGAAACAGAAAAUUGUAGUCAAUCAGUCAUAUAAGAUUUGUGAAGGAAGUUAGAUUGAUCUAUGAAUAAACAUGACAAUAAUAAUGCGUAUACAUCAUGCAUAACUUUUGACCAGAACUUUAUUGAUAGAAAUUGAG